GGAGGCUCCAAGGAGGGGGGGCUCAAGCGAAAAAACGCCGGGAAGGGCGUCAGGCCUCCGGAAGGAAAAAAAUUGAAGGGGGACGUUGAGCCGAAGGAUACCCCCGUGGUGAUCAUUGAUGACCCCCCAGCCGGCCAAUCGUCUGCCACUGCUCCCCCGGAGGAUCUUGUCGAGGGUGCCUGGCCCCUUGAAACAGUACACUUCCCCAUCAAGAAGGGGACAGCCAUCAUGCAUGGCACCCUCGACCCGAGGGAAUUCUUGAGGGGUGCCACCCCUUCGGUGGAUAGGUCCACCCUUAGCCGGUUCGGGGACGAAGCCCUCGAGCUCAAGGCCCUCCAGGCCUCGGCCACUGCUAGCUUGGCCUUCGGGGAACUUGUCCGCAGGGCGGAACAGCACCGCCUCGAGAAGGCGAAGUCUGACGAGGUGACGAGGAAGCUCAUUGCCAAUAACACUGAGGCCAUCAGGCAGCUCGCUAUGUUGGAGGAG
Messenger RNA from Cuscuta epithymum, 486 nucleotides. Lineage: Eukaryota; Viridiplantae; Streptophyta; Magnoliopsida; Solanales; Convolvulaceae. The record is from the annotation of a GenBank genome assembly.